This is a messenger RNA of Macrosteles quadrilineatus (aster leafhopper), 1220 nucleotides long. RefSeq names its product RNA polymerase II subunit A C-terminal domain phosphatase SSU72 (gene Ssu72). NCBI's taxonomy places the organism in Eukaryota, Metazoa, Arthropoda, Insecta, Hemiptera, Cicadellidae. Gene Ontology annotation, cellular component: mRNA cleavage and polyadenylation specificity factor complex; nucleus. The coding region runs from base 224 to 808 and encodes 194 amino acids. The record is from RefSeq and is a predicted model, not a curated record. The transcript has 6 exons. Gene Ontology annotation, molecular function: RNA polymerase II CTD heptapeptide repeat phosphatase activity. Gene Ontology annotation, biological process: termination of RNA polymerase II transcription.
CGCCGUCACGUCUGCUUGUUUACAACGGGUUUUAUUAACGUAGGGUAGGGUUUAUAAACGUUGUAAUAUAUCUAAUUUUUCUAUAGCUGGCUUUAAAAAAUUUAAAUUAAUACAUAAUAAUAAUAUAUGACCAGCUCAUGAUAGUAUUUAGGUCAAAAGGAAAGAUUUUCUUCGUUUAAUCGGAUCCGUUUUAUUAGACAGGUGUUAGUUCGCAGCUUCUAAAAUGCCUCAGUGCAAUCUCUCGAUAGCAGUUGUAUGCUCAAGUAAUAUGAACAGAAGUAUGGAGGCUCAUGCAUUCUUGAGCAAAAAGGGGUUUCUAGUGAGGUCUUUUGGAACUGGAGAUAAGGUGAAACUGCCAGGAACAGCACCAGAUCGGCCUAAUGUAUACGAAUUUAGCAGCACGUACGAAGAAAUUUACCAGGACCUGCUGAAUAAGGAUAAAUCCUUUUACACACAGAAUGGCUUGUUACACAUGUUAGACCGUAACAAGCGUAUAAAGAUUAGACCCGAGAGAUUUCAACAAUGCAAGGAGAAAUUCGACAUCAUUGUAACAUGCGAAGAAAGAGUCUACGACCAAGUCGUUGAAUACAUAACUAACAGAAUGCCUACAGAGAAUGCAUCAGUACAUGUGAUCAAUGUAGACAUUCAAGACAACCACGAGGAGGCGACAAUAGGAGCGUUCUUGAUAUGUGAAAUGAUCACGCAUAUGGCCAAAAGUGAGGACCUCGACAAUGAUAUUGACGAAAUGCUUCACCAAUACGAGAGCAAAUGUCAACGGCAACUACUUCACUGUGUUCUCUUCUACUGACUUUGAUUCGCCGUCAUUGAUUGAUUGCAAAUAUUACUGAGGCACAGGGAGAUGGUUUACUUCAAUUUUCUGUUUGGUCAAUAUUAUAUUUUUAUAAUUGUGUAGGUUUUAUAUUUGUAUGAAAUUCUAUUAUUGUGUUCAUUAAAUCAUUAUGAUCAAAUAAAGGAAAUUUGGAAUCAACAGGUUUUGUUACGAAGAAGUUUGGUUUUCUUUGUAGGCUCCAUGAAUGAAUUAACAGUGCAUAUUUGAAUUAGCUUGUGUUAUUAUUUAAGUUAUUUUAACGCUGUCAAUUUUAUUAUUAUUAUUUACUUUCACGAACUUUUCAUAUGAGUUGUUAUUUAUUUAAUUGUAAUAAGAAAGUGGUAAGCUUGUAAAAUUUAAAUAAAACUUAUAUGAGUUAUUGUUAUUUUCA